Messenger RNA from Paramormyrops kingsleyae, 2277 nucleotides. The record is from RefSeq and is a predicted model, not a curated record. NCBI's taxonomy places the organism in Eukaryota, Metazoa, Chordata, Actinopteri, Osteoglossiformes, Mormyridae.
GAGGGGUUUAAGAACAAAUUUGUUCGUAAGAACGGUUCGUGAAUGAGGCCCAUUGUUCUUAAGUAUUUUUUUCUCCCUCCGUGUAAUUCUCUGUGCAGUAUUUUGGACAAAAGUAUUUCUUGAUUUUGGAAAAAGUGUACCACUGAGGUUUUGCUGAUAUCUAUUUUUCUGACAUGCUUCUACAUGUAUGUGACCAUAGAUCAUGGGCAAUAAUCCUUUUCACCCACACCCAUGUAGUAUAACACCAUUAAAUUAAGUGUCUUGCUAACAUGGAUGUAUUUAUCAGUUAUGAAGAAAGGAAUACAUACUAAUGCAGUAUAUUUAUAUAGUAGCUUAGGAACCCUCAGACAUGCAUCUAGUAAAGUCCAUCUGUGUUCCAAAGUCUUACCUAGUAACUAUAAUGAGCACUACCUUCAGUUUAGACCUUAACCACAUUGAUUCUAAAUGUUCAUUCCUGUAUCCAUUCCUUCCUCCAGCCUUCUGUACUCCCCUUCUUCCCCUUUACCAUUUUUCUUUCUCAUUGUUUCCACAGGAAGAUCUAUCAGGAGCCCACAAUGACACGAGCCAGUUCAGUGGGUUUAUGUCAGCUUUGGACUUCUUCUUCGUGAUAGAAACCAUAUGCGUCAGCUGGUUCUCUAUAGAACUGGUCCUGCGCUUCUUGUCUUCACCCAGCAAGAUCUUGUUUUUGAAGGACUACAUGAACCUGAUCGACUUCAGCUCCAUUCUUCCUUUUUUCAUUGAGCAGUUCUCAGAUAUUUCCAAAGCAGCUGAUGGGGGGGAGCAGGAGGAGUCAACACUGGCCCUCUUCAAGAUCGUCAGGCUGGUGCGAGUCUUCCGGAUCUUCAAACUCUCCCGCCACUCCAAGGGUCUGCAGAUCCUGGGCAUGACCCUGAAGGCCAGCAUGCGUGAGCUAGUUCUGCUCGUCUUUUUCCUACUCAUUGGAGUCAUCAUUUUCUCUAGUGCCAUCUACUUUGCAGAGGGGGAUGAGGAAGAAACAACCUUUCUUAGCAUUCCUUAUUCUUUUUGGUGGGCCGUGGUCACCAUGACUACAGUUGGCUAUGGUGACAUGUACCCAGAAACACUAAUGGGCAAGCUGGUGGGCUCCCUGUGUGCCAUUGCUGGGGUGCUAACCAUCUCCCUGCCUGUGCCUGUCAUCGUCUCCAACUUCAGCUACUUCUAUCACAGGGCAAAUUUGACCUUUGACCCAUCACCUUACAAGCAUGUCAAGUGCUCUUUGUGGGAGGAAGAUGACGAGGAUGAUAAGGAAAAGGAUUUCUUGGCUUUGGGAGGCCUGUAUACUCCUCUGAAUGGGACUCUACCUACAUAUGAAGGGAAUGAGUUUCAGCAGGUACGAAAUGUAUACAUUAAGGAACCUCUGCUGACAGAGGUGUGAGAGUAUGAGGUUAGCAAAUUGUGCUAACUGACCAAAGGCCAAGAGCAAUUUGGUUGCUACAGAGUCUUACUGUAUGAAUACAGAAUACCAAUAGCAGGUGACAAAGUCCAUUCACAGGGAUUGUGCAGAAUUUAUUUUUAUUUAUUGAUUUAUUUUGAUGUAUGUAUUUAUUACUAUUAUAUGCAAUAUUAUCUUAAAUUGCUUAGCAUGUUUAUUCGUUGACUAAAUUGAAUGAAUAAUUGGUGUGCCUUAUUUAUUUAAUUGCAUUUUUGGCAGUAUUAUAUAAUAUUAACCAUCAGAUUAAUUAGUAAUUAGUAACUGUUACGUCCUGCCUGUCAUGUCUGCCUGACCCUCCUGUCUGCUCCCUCAUGUGGUGCUGAUGAGCCAUGGCUAUUGUUUGUUGCCCCUCUUUGUAUAUUAGUCCCGGUUUGUCUCAUCAUCCCUAGUCCAGUCAUGUUCGUGAGCCCAUGCGGUCCUGUUUGCUUUCCAGCCCUUGUUUAGUUUAGGUUAAAAGAAACCCUUUUUCUUUCGGCAAAUUGCCUGCUCCCGAAUCCUUUGUCCCGCAAGUUGUGACUGUAACAACCUUUGUUACAUUUAUAAUUUCACUGAAAUGAUGAUUAACUGUGCAGUAUUUUUUGGUUUUCCAUCGAUGAAAUCAUAUAGCAUGUGAUGUUGUAUACCCCAAAUCAUUUAUUACAUUAUAUAUCAAAACUAUAUAUGUGUGGAGUAUGUUGUGUGUGACAUCUAUAUUUAUAUGUACUGUAAGUAUUUAAUAAAAAAGAUUCUAUCUGAUUUUUCCUGUAAUGAAAUGCAAUAAAUGCCAUAUCUGUCUCUAGCAACCUAUUGGAUAAAAAACCUAUUGGAUUAAAAACUUAUACCUAAUA